AUGGGAAUAUCGGAUUUUGAAUUCUCAGAUGAUGAUGAGGAGUUUUUAAAACCCUUGGGGUCAGUUCCACCGACAAUUGAUACCGAUAAAGGUCAAAGUAUGGACGUGGAUCAUAACUCCACUAAUACAUCAUUAACAUCUAUUGAUUAUUCCAAGGUUCCUCAGCUGAUUAAGGAUAAAUUAUAUCAAGCCGAUGGGGAAGUGGCGAUACUUAAGAGUCAACUCCAUCAAUCCAAAACUCAAAAUCAUCAAGAAUUGACUAGAUUGACUCAUGAAUAUGAUACUACCAGAUCAUCAAUGCAAGAUCAGAUAGCUUCUCUUAAGGCUCAGGUUCAAAGCUUGGAAGAUCAGAGAGUGUUUUUGGAGAAUGAAGUCCGAGCUUCCAGUAAGAAAAGGAGAACUAAUACUCAAAUCGAACCUCCUACAGUACCAACAGCUAAAGUGAUAAAGAUUCAGAAUGAAACGUCUUUAUUGAUUGAUUAUAUAUGGAAACUAACUAUCAAUGGUAGUUCUAGAACCACCAUGAAUUACCUUAGUAAGAUCUGUUUCGAUAAACCCAUAAUUAUCAAUAAUUUCAAAUUCACCGCCAAAUCGCCUAUAUCUGCAUUGAUUCUUGAAUAUCUAAUCCUUCAGAAAGAACUCCGAUUAGACGUGUUAUUUGAAAAUUUCCUUAAUUUAUUGAUAAAGCUUAUUGAACGGUUGAUAGACUUGAAUUUGUUACUUUCAAUCCCAUUCUUGUUAUCUUUGAUCCAUGGAACUUUACUUUUUAAACCUUUGGCUACCAGUAAUCAUUUGAUUGAACUUCUAGUAGGGAGAUUGGUUAGAGUGGUGAAGAAAUUUGGAUAUAAUUUGAAUACUGAAGAGAUGAUAAAUUUGAAUAUCAACUUAACUUUACAAGAGAAACUCCUUCAAAAAUUCAUUAUCAUAUGUGCUAUGGAUACCAUAGAGAUUCUUAUGAGUUUCACGGUGUUUAAUAAAGAUCCCGAACUGAAACUUGCAGUUAAAUUGUACGAUACCCAUGAAAUCAAGAAAUUAUUGGAAUUCUUUAUUCCUCAUAACAUCGAAAGAGAUCAGAAUUCUCUUCAAAUCAAUAUCGUAUAUAAUCUUAUCAACAUAGUCAAAUAUGUGGUUCAUCCUACGAACCAGGGCCAUGAAAUCUUGAAGAAAUUAACUCCGCUAUUAUUCAAAUUAUGUUUGAUCGAUAUCCCUAUUAAAGAGGAAUUCAAAUUCUUAGGCCUAAAUCGAUACUUAGGUAAUAAUGAAGAUUUAGCUAAGUUUGAUUUGAUCAUACCGUUGGAUACCGACAAGUUAAAUAAUUCCAUAAUAUUCAAACCUAAUCCUAUCAUCAGUUUUAAAUCCUCAAUAACUCCAUAUAAAUGUAGCUUUAACCAUGCUAUUCAUACCAUGGAGUUACAAUUGGAGAUCAUCAGAACCAUAGAUGAUUAUAUAGUCAAUUCCCUAGACUUGACGGUGAUUAAAAAUAAAGACACGGUGAAAAUACUUGUGAAUAUCUUGAAUUUGCAACUCAAUCAGAUGAAAAAAUCCCCCCGGUCCAAGCUAAUAGGCCAAAGGAUUAAAAUUGUUUCUAAUGUCAUCAAAAUCUUGAAUUAUCUAUUCAAAUUUGAAUCAGAAAUCGGAGUUAUCAUUUACAACGAUACUUUAGUAGAAUUGGUAUUGAUGUUACUGAGAUUAGCCUUUGGGUCAGAGAACUUACACAUAUCCAGUGGUGAUCUUGUAAGGAAACUUCGACUUAAAGGAUAUAAAGGAAGAAUCUUUAAUCGAAAUCAAGAGAUAAUGGCCAGAGAAAUCCAUCAUCUAACUUCUAACGAUAAUGUUAAUGAAAUCAUCGAAGCAGAAAUUGACUUCCCUAAUGGUUUAGAGUAUCCUUUUGAUAGUGAAACCAUCGAACUAACACGAGAAAUCUUAGGGAAAGUUAUCAAUACCGAAGCUGCUGAUAACCUCUAUAUCAACAUCAACGGAGAUAUCCUUGAAUAA
Messenger RNA from Yamadazyma jaroonii, 1995 nucleotides. The record is from the annotation of a GenBank genome assembly. Lineage: Eukaryota; Fungi; Ascomycota; Pichiomycetes; Serinales; Debaryomycetaceae.